GUGUUUUUGUUUUGGUAAAUUCAGAAAACCACGAUUUCAGAAAACCAGAAAGGAACAUGAUAUAAAAAAGUGUCUGUCUUCUGUCUGCCGGUCUUCCUCUCAGAUGCUUCACUGCUUCAGACAUGACUUCAAAGUGAAAAAACAAUAUUUUGAACAUUUUUAACAAUCGAUAUGCCCGGAAACACCAGAAGAAUUUCACGAACAACUCGCACAUCUGCAAUUUCAUCCCCAGGAAUCUCCAGUUUUGCAAAUGAGCCUUGUGGACAAAGAUAUGCCCCCUUGGGGGUUGCUGUGCCCACCCUCCCUGCCUUAGAACAACCUGCUGCCCCCAAACAUUUUCCUUUCCCCAAUACAACUGUAGAAGAUGACCUGGUUUUUGAAUCACUCAUGUGCUCUUUUACUAUAAUAACAGCUGGGCUCCAGUACCUGCACUUGUAUAGAUCUGUCUGGUGGCUACCUAAUUCCUACACUAGUCAAGCAGUGAAUUUUUACCUUAUUGAUCCAUACCUUGUUCUGUUUAUAACUGUUAUACUAUCUCGAAGAUUAGUAUAUAUGAUAGCAUGUAGGUUAUUGAACAGAGCAAUAUCUGAGAGGUUUCAUAAUCUAUGUCACUAUUACAUCAGGUUCAUCCUAUUUUGUGUGAUGUGUUUGAUACUGUCAUUUAGCACAUACUUUGUACUGCAGAGCCAUCAGAUUGAGAAGAUUUUAUACCUUUGCUAUCCAUUUUUCAUUUACUUAAUAUUGUUUGGAUUCAAUAUUCACCCAUUUUUUGAAUUGGUCAACUGGAGUUCUUCAACACCACCUCUACAUGCCUGCAGCUCAAAUGCUGUAGAAAUUCGAAGUGAAAUAGAGAAUUUGGUUGCAAAUUUCAAUUCUAAGAUGAAAGAAAUCCUGUUUUGUGCCAUAAUAAAUGCCUACUAUGCAGGAUUCAUACCUUGUUGCUUUGCACAGUCUGCUCUGCAUUAUGAUAUUCUGUGGACUGCUCAGCAUAUAAUUUUCAUCUUCAUUAGUGGAUUCAUUUCUUUGUCCAUUCAUGUCCUUUCUCUCAGAUAUUUUGAUAUCUUGCAUAGAUCUGCUCUCCAUUUGGGAACUUGGGAAAAAUUAGAAACUGGUAGAACUAUGUUGCUUGUCAAUAAUAUCUGGAGAGAAGAUAUUUUGUGGCCUUUUGGGGCUCUAGUCAGGUAUGGAAAAGAUAUAUGGAGAGCACAAGGAGACUGUAAUAGCAGUGAACCUGGUAAUGUGUGCCUCAGGAGGUUUUAUAAUAUCUUCAAAAAUCCUACAAAUACUCUGGGUGUCAAUCUUCUGGUACUGAUUUUGAUGGUACUGGACCAACUGAUAGUGCUGAUAAGUUGUACUUUAUGGUACAAAAUAAUAUCCUUGACUUUCAUUUUAUUCUUCAAUUACUAUAUACUCUACAAGUUGCUGAGGGACUAUUUGAUCAGUCAUAAAAUCUACAGGGAGGAACGAGAAAUGCACAGGAAGAUUAAUAUGAGAUAGGGUUUCAGGCUGAUUCAUGUUAAAAAUGUUCUUCUGAUGAAUAUAAUAUGUAUUUUUGUAG
This is a messenger RNA of Phaedon cochleariae (mustard beetle), 1558 nucleotides long. The record is from the annotation of a GenBank genome assembly. Lineage: Eukaryota; Metazoa; Arthropoda; Insecta; Coleoptera; Chrysomelidae.